This is a messenger RNA of Dibothriocephalus latus, 342 nucleotides long. NCBI's taxonomy places the organism in Eukaryota, Metazoa, Platyhelminthes, Cestoda, Diphyllobothriidea, Diphyllobothriidae. The record is from the annotation of a GenBank genome assembly.
CCGUCAGUUGGUGAUGACGCGGAGGAACAGGGCGUGGAUGAACUCAUGGAUGCUACCACGGACAGUACAGGUUUUCCCGCACCCUACUGGCAUGGUAAGAAUCUCCACUGCAGUCCCUUUUCUGUUGUACGCAUUUGCUUACUUGACACAAAUAUCCCGAUUCGCAGCCUUGAUGAUACCGCUCUUUCCUUGCUAGAUCUCAAAACCUCCUCCGAGGCUCAGGACCAGAAAAGAACAGCAAACAGCCCUCCCGUCUCCCCUCCAUCCUCCUCGGAUCUGAUGACGCUCCGAUCUCUCCUGGGACCUACUAUGUGCAACCGCUUGGCCAACUCUAUUCCCUAA